AUGACAACAAUAAGUACACUAGGAUAUGAAAAUGUCUUCGAAAAAAGUGAAAUAAGAAUUCUCAUUAUAGUACUUCUUAUGAUUGCAAUUAUAUUAGUACCAAGCUAAGGUUCCAAAUUUAUAACUCUUCUCAGUAAAAAAAGUUAUUAUGCACGAAGAAACUACAAAGUCGUAGAGUCAGUUUAGCAUAUAGUAGUUACAGGAGUAGUUUCAGCAACUGCUGCAGAGAAUUUUUUCACAGAAUUAUUUCAUUAAGAUCAUGGUACUUAAGUAAAACAUGCUUUAUUAUUAAUUCCAAAUCCUCCUGAUAAUUAAUUAGAAAAUAUGUUAAACAAUCCUAAUAUUAUUUAUAUAGAAGGCCAUCCUUAAAAUGAUUAAGAUUUAAAAAGAUGUCAACUAGAAAAAGCCAAAGCAGUAGUUCUUUUAUGUAAUAAAUAAAGCUCAGAUCCACAUUGGGAAGAUUCUCAAACAAUUCUGUGGGCUAUGGUGAUGAAAAAAUAUUUAAAAACUAAUAUUAGAUUUUGUAUGUAAUUUUUAAGACAAUAAGGAAAAACCCAUUAUUAUUUAUCCCUUUAAGAUACUUAAACUGAUUAAGUUAUUUGUAUUGAAGAACUUAAAAUGAGUUUAUUAGCCAAAAGUUGUCUUUGUCCUGGACUCAUUGCAGUAAUUAAUAAUUUAAUAACUUCUUCAGGAUAACCAUUGAAAGAUUUAGAAUAUUAAUGGCUUGAUGAUUAUUGGAAAGGAUAAGGUUUUGAAAUUUACAAAGUGCCUUUAAGUAAAUAAUAUGAAAAUAGAUAUUUCACUUCUAUAGCUUUAAGUAUUUACAAAUAAUAUAGGGCGAUUAUGUUUGGAGUCGAAAUUGCAACUGAAGAAGGGAAUCUUAUAUUUCUUAAUCCUGGAAAUUAAAUUUUACCUAAAGGUUAUGAAAUGUUUGGGUAAUUUAUUUAUUUUUUUAGUAAAAUAGUAAAAAAAAAAAAAAAUUAAAAGAUAUAUGAUUGUCGAAGACAAGGAAACUGCAGAUAAAACUUAUUAAACCUAGAAAGUGAAGAAUCUCAAGAUGAAAAAGACGAUUUAACAAUAAAUUUUAGACAAGAACAUUUUAAAAAUAUAAUAUUUUAAGGCGAAUGGAAUAAAAACAGUGAAAAAUGUUAUGUAAAUAAAUCAAAAAUAAAUUUGAAAGAUGUGACUUUUUAAUCAUUAGAAAAUAAUAUAUUAGCAAUCGAUCAUAUAAUAAUUUGUGGUUUAAUUGAUAAUUUUUCAAAUUUUAUAACUCCACUAAGGGCUAAAUAUUUACAGAAAUACCCUACAAUAGUUAUAUUGAACGAAAUCGAGCCUAAAGAGAAAGCUUGGACAUAAAUAUCUUUUUUUUCCGAAAUAUAUUUUGUAAAAGGCUCUGCAUUAUCAGAAAAAGACCUUUACAGAGCUAAUAUAUUAAAAGCAGCAACAAUUGUGAUAUUAUCGAGUGAAUCUAUAUAAUCAGAAAGUAAUAGAAUUAACCUUUCAGAUGAAGAGCAAAAGAAAAAAAGCAUGGAGUUGACAAAAGAAUAAGAAGACAUGUUAGAUGCUAAAACAAUUUUUAAAUAUAAAGCAGUGCAACGUAUUCGUAAAGAUAUUUAAAUUGUAACCGAAUUUAUAAAUCCUUAAAAUCUGGCUUUUCUUUUAAGUGAACCUAAUGAUUAUGCUUUAAUGAAAGACAUGGAUUUUCUCAUGUAAAUUGAUAUGAUUACUCCUAUUUUUGCUUCAGGAGAAAUAUAUAUAUCUUCUAUGAUGGAUAGUUUGUCUUGUUAAGCAUUUUAUAACCCGGCUUUAAUUAAAGUAUUAAAUUUACUUCUAUUAGGUGAUAGUAAUAAUAAUUAUUUAGUUAAAAAAAAUGGUAAAAAAAAUAAUUUACAUGAGAUCUUCUAUACAAAAAAUAGUAAUUUAUUUCAUAUGAAAGUUCCUUAGGCUUUUAUUGGAAAAACUUUCGAAUCUUUAUUGCAAUAUUUAGUUAGAAAAUAAGAAAUUGUUAUUAUAGGAUUAUAUAGGCUACCAGGUUGUAAAGAUAAUAAAUUACCUUAUGUGCAUACUAAUCCAGAACCUGAAACUAUUUUGACAUCAAAAGAUUGUUGCUUUAUUUUAGCUUAAAAUGCUCCUGAUAAUAAUUGUAUUAUUUUUUUAAAAAGUUAAAAUUAUUUUUAAAAACUAAGAUAUGGAAUGGGGAGGACCUUUAGAAAAAUUUGA
Molecule: messenger RNA, 2220 nt
Organism: Ichthyophthirius multifiliis
Lineage: Eukaryota; Ciliophora; Oligohymenophorea; Hymenostomatida
Exons: 6
Biological process (GO): potassium ion transport
Cellular component (GO): membrane
Source: RefSeq, a predicted model, not a curated record